Molecule: messenger RNA, 1317 nt
Organism: Trichoderma gamsii
Lineage: Eukaryota; Fungi; Ascomycota; Sordariomycetes; Hypocreales; Hypocreaceae
Product: CCCH zinc finger DNA binding protein
Exons: 5
Coding region: 1-1317 (438 amino acids)
Source: RefSeq, a predicted model, not a curated record
AUGGAAAAUCUAGACCAGUUACGGAGGCUGGAGGAGCAGCGGAAUUCAGUGAUGGCAGAGGAUGAGCGCAAGGCUGCAUUGAUCUCGGACCUUUUCAAGCAUAUUGGUGAUUUGACGGGGCAGCUUGCCGAAGCCCAUAUGGACCUUCGAGACAGAAAAGACAUGCUUGAACUUAAGCGUACAAAACUUGAGUUUGCAGAAAAACAGAUUGAAGAUUUACGACGCAAAAAUGAUGAUCAUGUUUUUAGUAUGGUUAUAAUUGAUGGCGACAAUAUGCCGUUUCAGGACGAAUUCGCUAGAGACGGUCUCACGGGAGGCAAGAGGGCAGCUGGUCUCCUUAGAAAAGCAAUAGCCGAGGAUAUCAAGACGAGAUAUCCAUCUGUUCCAACGAACGUCCAAGUGGUGAUUCGUGUGUAUGCGAAUUUAAAAGGGUUAAGCAAGAAAUAUAGAGAACUUAUGCCUGACUCGGCAUCGUUUGAAGAGUUUGUUCGUGGAUUUAAUACGGUCCACCCUAUGUGCGAUUUUAUCGACGCCGGGUGUGGCAAAGAAUGUGCCGAUGAGAAGAUAAAAGCGUCUAUGAAAUUUGGCCUUGAUGAUAGUCAUUGCAAACAAGUGUUUUUUGGUGGACCAGGAGACAACGGAUACGCCCGAGUUUUCGACUCUUUCCUUGAAGACCAGACAAUCAGAGACCGGAUCACGCUGAUGGCAGGCCCCCCUUUUGCGUACGAACUGGCGGCAAUAAAGGACAAAUUCUAUAAUAUUACGCUGGACAGCAUCUUUAGGAGCCUGAAGCUUCCCAGCGAAGCCAACCGCAGGACCUCGUUCCAUAUCACGCCGCCAGGAACUCCCAUGUUUCCAAACACUCCGCUCAACUUUGCAGCCGUUGCAAAGGUGCCUAGCAGCCCAGCUCAGAGCGCUCCGGUCCAGUUAUACUACGCAGAACCCAAAGUGCCUCCCCAAGGGGUCAUAUUGCGAAAUAAAUUUGGACAGAGAGUGGAUUCGCGGCUUUCAUACUUGCAAUCUGAUUUCUCGAAUUUGAAAGACCGGAAGCUUUGCAACAAUUUCCAUAUCCUGGGCAAAUGUUACUACCUUGAAAAGUUUGGCAAAUGCCAUCACGUCCAUGGAGAAAAAUUGACGGGCCAACGACUGGAAGCCUUGCGAGCUAUUGCUCGCCAGUCUCCGUGCUUGAAUGGGCUAAGCUGCAGCCAGACAGAUUGUGUGGCCGGACACAAGUGCCCAAGGGAGCCUUGCCAUCUGGAAAACUGCUGGUUUCCCAAAGAAAUGCACAACGUUGACUCUCAGGCCGUUGCUGAAUAA